CCCUGAAGCUUUCUUGUCUUUGCGCUUUCUCAUACUGCUAUUACAUCCGUCGUCGGCCUCGCUCGCCGCCCUACUCCCACGCCGGAUAAUGCCAGUCCUGGCAUGGAUACAAGGAAACUCAAGACCGUUACCUGCGAAGAUUCCAUGGACUAUGCAGACAAGGUUAAGCAAGAGCUAUCUGAAGCCGAUGCCUGCAUCUGCAGGCUUAUUUCCGUGAUUAUCCGUGCUAGAUCGGUGUCUCGGGAGAAGGCGCGUGAGAUCUGUCUUGACUAUACGAUGACAGGGCUAGACACUAUAUCUCAGCUCUCUAGAAGCAAGCCAUUCCUAUUUAUCUAUACCAGUGGUGCUAAGUCCGAGCGAGACCCAAGCAGGAGCCCUUGGUUGAUGAGUGACUACCUCUUACUGCGUACUCUCGGUUCUCCUAAGCUUCAAAUUUCUAUUGCUGUGCGGUACUAAGAGUCUCUAGGGCGAGGUUGAAACUCGUGCCCUUAACUAUGCCAAGGAGUCUGGGGGGGCUGUGGAGGCGUGUGUGGUCAAGCCUGGCCCUGUCGAUGGGGAGACAGGGCCGAUAAUAAGGGUGUUGCAAACGGUCGGUUGCUAUAUGAUUAAUAUGCCGAGAGUGGAAGUUAGUAACCUGGCGGCGGCGUUGCUACAACAAGUAGUGGAAGGGUUUGAUAAUGACACAUUACUUAACGAGGAC
Molecule: messenger RNA, 700 nt
Organism: Pseudogymnoascus destructans
Lineage: Eukaryota; Fungi; Ascomycota; Leotiomycetes; Thelebolales; Thelebolaceae
Exons: 2
Coding region: 103-456 (117 amino acids)
Source: RefSeq, a predicted model, not a curated record